Messenger RNA from Prunus armeniaca (apricot), 417 nucleotides. The record is from the annotation of a GenBank genome assembly. Lineage: Eukaryota; Viridiplantae; Streptophyta; Magnoliopsida; Rosales; Rosaceae.
AUGAGAGAGUCAACAGAAGCCUGCAGCAUUGGUGGCUAUGAGAUUCCAGCAAAAACCAGAUUGUUUGUCAAUGUGUGGGCUAUCAACAGAGACCCCAACCACUGGGAGAAGCCAUUGGAGUUCAAGCCGGAGAGGUUUGUGAUUGAAGAGGGAAGCGGGAAGAGCCAGUUGGAUGUGAGGGGGCAGCAUUUUCAUCUGUUGCCAUUUGGUAGUGGAAGAAGAGGGUGCCCUGGAACCUCACUUGCAUUGCAGGUUGUGCAGACAACACUUGCAGGUAUGAUCCAGUGCUUUGAGUGGAAAGUUGAAGGAGGGAGCAAUAAUGUUGACAUGGAAGAGGCAGCUGCAUUAACACUACCAAGGGCUCAUCCUUUGGUUUGUGUUCCCGUGGCUAGGCUCAAUCCCUUCCCAUCUUCUUGA